AGAUCUCUCACGCGAGUCACUCCUCCCCUUCUCUGAGUUCUCUCUCCCUCCUUCACCUCUCUCAAGCCGCGCCUCCCUCCUCCUCUCUUCGCCGCCGGCCCGCCGACCAACAUCAGAUUAGCGCCUCUCUCUACGUCCCUCAUCUCACACAGUUUCAGGUUUCUCCCUUCUCUGCUCUGGGGAACUUCCUCCGCAUCAAGAGGCUGGGGUAACAAGUAACAGCUCUUUUUCCAUAGAAAAACAAUAGUUGAUCCUCCACAAUGGUGUAAAGAGCAAAGGGGGCCAAACCAAUUUUCUGCCGCCAACUUAACGUGACAGGUGGAUUAAUAUAAGUGGGUCCAACAGAUUGUCCAUGACACGCGAAGUACGGGAUAAAUUUCCAUUCACUUCGUUUUUACUUGCAAUGGCCACUGUACGCAUCUAUCGAACAGAACCUGAGAACCAUUGCUAAACCCUUCCCUGCCAUUUCUCAAAACCCUAAUUUCUAGACAUAAAUCAAACAAAUUCCCAAUAAAAAUGUUGAGAAGGAGGCUAUCGCUAUUCAUCGCAACCUCAAUCCACAACGGUUCUUCAAUCCACGCCAAACCCACGUCAAUCACCUCACGGUUACUUCAAUCACCACCACCUCCUUCGCAUUUCUUGCAAAGUUCGAAUUUUACCCCUCAUUCCCAUGUGGGUUUUUUGGAGCAUGAUCUGAAUCUGGGUUUGAGGGCUUACAGCCUUCUGAGCUUGAAUGAUUUGAGAGACAACAAAGGGGCCAGAAAGAAGAAGACGAGGAAGGGUCGGGGGAUUGGGUCGGGCAAGGGGAAGACUGCUGGACGGGGUCAUAAGGGGCAGAGGGCGAGGGGGACUAUGAAGUUUGGGUUCGAAGGGGGGCAGACUCCGAUGCGGCGGAGGAUGCCGAAAAGGGGGUUUAAGAACCCCUUUAGCCUCACGUUUCAGCCCGUGGGACUAGGAAAGAUUGCGAAACUGAUAAAUGCAGGGAAGAUAGAUUCAUCAGAGUUGAUCACGAUGAAAACUCUUAAGGAUUCUGGAGCCAUCGGGAAGCAGAUAAGAGAUGGUGUCAGAUUAAUGGGACGAGGUUCUGAACAUAUAAAGUGGCCUAUUCAUCUGGAGGUUUCCAGGGUGACUGUUAGGGCAAAGGCGGCAGUUGAAGCCGCUGGAGGGUCCGUGACGAGAGUGUACUAUAACAACUUGGGCUUCAGGGCACUGCUCAAGCCCGAAUGGUUCGAGAAAAAGGGCAGGUUGCUGCCAAAAGCAGCAAGACCUCCCCCAAAACAGAGAGAUAAAGUUGACAGCAUUGGAAGACUCCCUGCGCCCACAAAGCCAAUUCCUUUUACACCAGAGGAGACAGAAGCGAUGUCCGCAGCACCUGUUUCUUGAACCUGAUUCCGAUUUUGUAGAAAAUUGAUGAAAUCGUCAUGUAAACGGAUUUCAUUCUGAUGUUAUUUUAAGUUGCAAUUGUGAUGCAUGCUGAUAAGUUCAUGUCAGUGUGUUGGGAAAGAUGUAUGGUUGAUUAGGCCAGUGCCAUUUGCAGGCCAAACAGAAGGAAGCUCUCAAUUUUUUUCUUCUUUUUUUCGUAGAACUAAAAAUUGCUUGUUGAAUC
Messenger RNA from Rhododendron vialii, 1606 nucleotides. RefSeq lists its product as uncharacterized. Gene Ontology annotation, molecular function: structural constituent of ribosome. Gene Ontology annotation, biological process: translation. The transcript is spliced from 5 exons. Lineage: Eukaryota; Viridiplantae; Streptophyta; Magnoliopsida; Ericales; Ericaceae. Bases 517 to 1383 code for a protein of 288 amino acids. The record is from RefSeq and is a predicted model, not a curated record. Gene Ontology annotation, cellular component: mitochondrial large ribosomal subunit.